Molecule: messenger RNA, 2094 nt
Organism: Plasmodium cynomolgi strain B
Lineage: Eukaryota; Apicomplexa; Aconoidasida; Haemosporida; Plasmodiidae
Exons: 4
Coding region: 1-2094 (697 amino acids)
Biological process (GO): histidyl-tRNA aminoacylation
Cellular component (GO): cytoplasm
Molecular function (GO): histidine-tRNA ligase activity
Source: RefSeq, a predicted model, not a curated record
AUGAGCACCAUCGGUCAGUGCUUCCGAUAUGAACGAACAACCAGCUGCAGGAAGAGGGAGCACUACCAAUGGAAUAUGGAUAUUAUAGGGACGGACCUCAUAGAUGCAGAUGUAGAAAUUCUAACCGUCUUAGUCUCCUUCUUCCGCCGAGUCCACCUACUCCCCAGCGACGUAGUCAUUAAAAUAAAUGACAAGCGAAUUGUCCUCCAAAUGAUAAAAAAAAUAUUCAAGACAUCCCUAAGUGAGUUCUCACAACCCUACAUACAACACCAUGUGAUUCCAAAUAUACUGCACAUUUUAGACAAAUAUAAAAAAAUAACAAGUGCUACCUUUAAGUGUUUUCUCCAAAGGAAGAUGCCUUACUUGCACAAACAUGAAGUGAUUAAUUUCUUCAGCGUCAUUGAAAAAAUACAAAGCUUAACUGACUUGGCAAUAUUUUUUAAUUCCCCAGAAAAGGGGGGCAUUCUUUCCGAUUUACACACUGUACUCAGUUAUUUUGAGGAGAUGAAUUUAAACCGUUACUUCGAGAUCGACUUAACUGUUGUUAGGGGAAUGGAAUACUACACUAAUAUCAUUUUUGAGAGUUUCUACAGGCACAGAAAGUACAGAGCAAUAUGUGGGGGGGGGAGAUAUAGGUAUGUUCUUAACGAUGGCCAGCGUGUGUGUGCAGUGGGUUUUGGGAUGGGAGACGUUGUCAUCACGGAGAUUCUAUUCAACAGCCAAGCGCGCCAUGGGCGGAGCGCCUCGGGAGACUUAGCCGACGAGCUCUCCAAAAACGUCGACGUGGUUAGCUUUUCUCCCCCGCUGGUCCAGCAGGCGGAGCGUCAGGCGGAGUGUGAAGCGAAGUGUCAGGCGGAGAGUCAGGCGGAGUGUCAAGCGGAGUGUCAGGCGGAGAGUCAGGCGGAGAGUCAGGCGGAGAGUCAGGCGGAGUGUCAAGCGGAGCGACGUGCAGAACAGCGUACAGAGCACCGCACAGAGAGGCAACCGUGGCAGAAACAUAUUGGCCACCCCCCCCGCAGCCUCAUACAGAGGGAACACUUCCACAUAGUGGACACUCUGCGCAGAAACGGCGUGCGCGUGUACUCCCUCCUCCAGGGCGGCAGCAACAGCAGCCUUUCGAAGGCUUUGAAGAAGGCCAACUCCCUGCGCGCAAAUUUUUUUUUCUUCUUCGAUGAGCACACUGGAGUGUUCUUCCUGAAGGAUUUGAGAACGGGGGGGCAGCGCGCGGUGACGUCGGCGGACGUCCUGUCGGUCUACUCAUCGGGGGUUUCGCUGCCACCCCAAGAACAGGACCCAACAAAGGACGAACACGGCGGGGAUGGCAGUGGUGACCCCGCCGGCGGCGCAUUUGCCACGGGCGAAGCUGAAGAAACACCCCACGACGUGGACCUCGAGACGCAGGUGCAGAGAGCCACGAGGGAAAACAAAGUCUUCCUGAAGUACGACUACACUCGGGAGAAGCCAUGGGCUCACCACGCAGAUAAGAGCAUGUGGUUUAAUUACAACUUCGACGAGCAUUCCUUCAAGGAGUGGGUUCAGAAACAUAUCGACAAGCGGAUCGAGAAGCAACAGAACUACCAAAUUGAAAAUGCCGAUAAUAUAUAUGAGGAUAAAUUCAGAGCUACUGUUAGGACCCCUCGAAAUUUCGAAGACACAUAUCGCAGGGGGCAUAGCGACUAUAAUGAACAGAACUACGAUGACGAUGCCUCGAGGCGUAACCCAAAGGGAGCAAAGAACAACACAGCGAUGAAAGCAGGUAAUUCCAAGAGGGGGGGGUUAAGUAAUAACUACGUCCUGCAAAGAGGUAACAACACUCUGUUGGAACCCCACGAGGAGAGCAGCUUCGGUUUUCAACCCCUUAGCGAAGAGGACAACUACUUGGAGGGGCGCAGCAGGAAGAUGCCCCCCGAGAAAGCACCUAAAUCGUCGAAAGCAACGAAAGCAACGAACGCAUCGAACGCAUCGAAUAGAACGGGGGAGAUGGCACAAAAUGGAGGAGGGACCCACGGGGAGGGAGGUCACUCCGUUCAGGGCGAAGACCUCACGCAGUUUCAGAAUUUAGUUAAUUUUUUUAAGUUGAACCCGGAGGUAUAG